Messenger RNA from Hippopotamus amphibius kiboko, 915 nucleotides. RefSeq names its product chromobox protein homolog 1-like. The record is from RefSeq and is a predicted model, not a curated record. NCBI's taxonomy places the organism in Eukaryota, Metazoa, Chordata, Mammalia, Artiodactyla, Hippopotamidae. Gene Ontology annotation, molecular function: chromatin binding. The transcript has a single exon. Gene Ontology annotation, cellular component: nucleus; pericentric heterochromatin. Bases 1 to 915 code for a protein of 304 amino acids. Gene Ontology annotation, biological process: chromatin organization; negative regulation of transcription by RNA polymerase II.
AUGGGAGGGAGAGUGAUUGGUAAUAGGCAUGAGGUUUCUUCUGCGGGAGAUAAAAAUGUUUUAAAAUUAGAUUAUGGUGGAGUCCCAUGGUGCUGUGGGGCGGGUCCUCGCGCCUGCGCGGUGCGGGCGGCGGGCACAGCAGAGUGCGAGGCUCUUUUGUUCGCCUGCGGGAGGGCCGUUGGCCGGGGCCUGCGGUACACCGCUUCAGUGAGGGGCUCGACCGCGGCCCAACGCCUUCUUGCUUUUCUAGUCGCCACUCCCCCGGCCGGCCUGACAAGAUGCGCCAGUAGCGCGGCUCGUGGGCACUGCUCUGAGCAGCGCCACCCUUUAUACCAGAAAGCUGGCGGGCACUAUGGGGAAAAAACAAAAAAACAAAAAAACAAGAAGAAAGUGGAGGAGGUGCUAGAAGAGGAGGAAGAAGAAUAUGUGGUGGAAGAAGUUCUCGACCGUCGGGUGGUAAAGGGCAAAGUGGAGUACCUCCUAAAGUGGAAGGGGUUCUCAGAGGAGGACAACACAUGGGAGCCAGAAGAGAACCUGGAUUGCCCUGACCUCAUUGCCGAGUUCCUGCAGUCACAGAAAACAGCACACGAGACAGAUACAGAGGGAGGCAAGCGCAAAGCUGCUUCUGAUUCGGAAGACAAGGGGGAGGAGAGCAAACCAAAGAAGAAGAAAGAGUCAGAAAAGCCACGGGGCUUUGCCCGGGGUUUGGAACCGGAGCGGAUUAUUGGAGCUACAGACUCCAGUGGAGAACUCAUAUUCCUGAUGAAAUGGAAGAAUUCUGAUGAGGUUGACCUGGUCCCUGCCAAGGAAGCCAAUGUCACGUGCCCACAGGUUGUCAUAUCCUUCUAUGAGGAAAGGCUGACGUGGCAUUCCUACCCCUCAGAGGAGGAUGACAAAAAAGAUGACAAGCAUUAA